AUGGCAAAUGAACUAAGCUAUGGCAAAAGAGGAAAGAGGGUUUUCCUCAAGCUGAAAGCUUUCAGAACAAAAGAUGGAUAUAUUGUGGUAGGAGCAGGAAAUGAUCAACAGUUUGCCACUGUUUGCAAGAUCCUCAGUUUGCCUGAAAUCAUUCAUGACCCCAAAUACAAAAAUAACCAGCAGCGAGUAGUAAAUAGGAAAGAACUUAUUGGAAUUUUGUCAGCCAGGUUCUUGGAAGAAGAGACCUCCAAAUGGCUAGACCUCUUUGAAGGCAGUGGAGUUCCAUAUGGUCCAAUCAACAGCAUGAAGCAGGUGUUCUCAGAUCCUCAGAUACGACCAGAUCCGGCCCCAAAAAU
Messenger RNA from Python bivittatus (Burmese python), 356 nucleotides. The record is from RefSeq and is a predicted model, not a curated record. NCBI's taxonomy places the organism in Eukaryota, Metazoa, Chordata, Lepidosauria, Squamata, Pythonidae.